Messenger RNA from Cyclopterus lumpus (lumpfish), 1356 nucleotides. Its product is annotated as transmembrane protein 200C-like. The transcript has 5 exons. The record is from RefSeq and is a predicted model, not a curated record. Bases 1 to 1356 code for a protein of 451 amino acids. Lineage: Eukaryota; Metazoa; Chordata; Actinopteri; Perciformes; Cyclopteridae.
AUGAUCGCGACUGGCGGCCUCCUGCGGAUCAACGCACGACGACAGGACUCACUGAGGUCCAAACCACACAAAGCACACACACACAAGAAGAAGAACAAGAGGAGGAACGAGGUGGUGGUGGUGAAGGGAAAGUUGAAGCUGUUUUCAGUCUCGGGUCUCGUGGCGGCGCUGGGCAUCCUGGUCCUCCUGGUGGGCGUGGUCAUGGCGGCUCUGGGCUACUGGCCUCGAGAAGGACUCUUCUACAGCGCUCAGCCCCAGGAGGCUACCGCCAUGGCUUUGGUGUCCUCCAGCAGAUCCACACCUGCUGAGGCUCAGGGAGAAGAGGAGGUGAGGAGACACCGAGGAGGAGGAGGAGGAGGAGGAGGAGGAGGAUUCAACCGGACUGAAACCGUCAACAGGACCACGGGACGGCUUUCACGAGGCUUCCUGAAGGACUUUCUGGACAGGUAUCUGUGCUCUGAUAGGCUGAAGGUCUUCGGUCCUCUCAUCAUGGGCAUCGGGAUCUUCCUCUUCAUCUGUGCGAACGCCGUCUUGCACGAAAACCGGGACAAGAAGACCAAAGUCAUCAACCUGCGAGACAUUUACUCCACUGUCAUCGACCUCCACGGCCUCCGCAAGCCCAACGUCUCCUGCGCCUCCUCCGCCCGCUGCUCCUCCACCAACCCCCCCAACGGCCUCGUCAACUACGUCCAAUCAAAGAGCCUGGAGGCCAAACCCAGGACUUGCCCCGCCUCCUUACUGAGCAGGAGGGAGGGAGGUGGAGGAGGUGGAGGUGGAGGAGGUGGAGGAGGACGACAGGUCAGUGUUGGAGGUGGAGGAGACGCAGUGUUCAGUAUCUCCCAGGAGCAGCCGGACGCUCUUCCUCCCCCCUCCGCCCACAGACUCUUCCUCCCCCCCAGCUUCAGCCCCCGCCAUCCCUCCACCUGCUGGACCUCGCUGCAGAAGGAGGCACUCAGCUCCUUCACCUUACCCUUGCGCAGCCCACGGUCCUCCUUCGCCCCCAGGAGGCACUCGGCCCAGGAGGGGGUGGGCGGGAGCUGGGCCACAGGAGCUUCCUGCAGCUUCCUGCCAGGAGGCUCCCAGGCCCUGCUCCUCCUCUCCUCCUCCUCCCUCUCCCCUUCCCACCUGUCGCUAUCCUCCCUGUCUCACCUCCUCUCCUCCUCCUCGUCCGUGCCGGCCCCCCCCUGCAGGAGGCUCAGCACGCUGAGCCACGGAGAGGAGGAAUUGUUUGAGUCCACCGAGAUGAUGUCAUCACGCCGCGUGACAUCACAGGGGUCGGGGGAAGUGACAUCACAGGGGAAGGACUCCAACAGGGAGAAGCUGAGGAUGAUCUCUCAGGCGGAGCUGACGAUGUGA